Molecule: messenger RNA, 856 nt
Organism: Gilbertella persicaria
Lineage: Eukaryota; Fungi; Mucoromycota; Mucoromycetes; Mucorales; Choanephoraceae
Exons: 1
Coding region: 76-837 (253 amino acids)
Source: RefSeq, a predicted model, not a curated record
ACUUGAUUUCGAAUACCUUGUGAUCCACAAAUAAGAUGCACAGAGUCUCUUUUUCUUUUUCUUUCUUUCUUUAACAUGUCUACCUUAAAGCAAAAUGAGCCUGAUAUCAUUGAUAUUCAAGAUAAGAUUGGUUAUGUGGACACAGGACCUAUGCCAAUCACUGCUUUGAAUAACACUGAACAUAAACCAACUAUUGCUACAAAUGCACAUUUAACUAUUAAAGAACCUAAACCUACUCGACAAAUUCAUGUGUUUGAAAAACCCCCACCUAUCUUAAAAAAGAAGCCUUCGCUUACUAAGGGAAAAGAAAAAUCACCUCAAAACCGAGAUGAAAUUAAAGAAAUGAUGGUUUCUAAACUAUAUGAAUUAGCAGACAUGUUGCAGUCACUUCAAAUAGAAGGCACACCACAACCUACAGCAUCUACUUCAGAACCUCAAUCCUAUCCACUGCGUAGAAGACAUAGUCAAUCAAAAUUUCAGACAUAUACAAAUAAUCCUGAAGAAGAGGAAGAGGAGGAGGAGGAAGCUUAUUAUCCUUAUUAUCCGCCACCACCCAUUAUAUAUGAUCAUGCACGCUUUAUGCCUUCUCAAGCUUAUUAUUAUCAAGAUGAACCACAGCAAGCAGCAGACUAUUAUCGACUCAGACCACGUAGAAAAUCUUAUGGUAAUAUACAUGAUGAACAUCAACACCACUAUUAUUUACAAAGAAAAGGAUCAAGAAGAAGGCAAAGAAUGAUUGAUCCUCGCUAUGACUAUCCACCGCCACCACCUCAACAAUAUAGAUAUUAUUAUCCCCAACAACAAUAUUCACCCACAAAUGGUUAUUACAUGAAUUAAAUAAAACUAUAACUGAUCU